AGGAUAUCGGAACCCAGCUGACUGGGCUCCAGUUUCCGCCCGGGCAUCUUCUUGCAGGCUCCGUCUCGUGCGCCCUGCGGCUUCCGGUCCACUGUGGGUCUCUCCCAGAAACAUGGGGAAAGUGAGAGGGCUGCGAGCCCGCGUGCACCAGGCUGCCGUGAGGCUCUCGGCGGAGUCCGCGCCCGGCCCCGGCCCACCUGCCCCCCACCCCCCUCCCCUGGCCCUGAGGGGCAGGGAAUGGGCUUUUGUGAACACGGACAUCUUUGCCAGGACCAAGAUAGACCCCAGUGCCUUGGUGCAGAAGCUGGACUUGGACACAAGGAGUGUUGCUUCCAUCAGGAGAGGUGAGAGACCUUAGGGUUUGCAUGCUCCAGUGCCUGGCUGGCUUUG
Molecule: messenger RNA, 390 nt
Organism: Myotis davidii
Lineage: Eukaryota; Metazoa; Chordata; Mammalia; Chiroptera; Vespertilionidae
Product: protein FAM207A-like
Exons: 5
Coding region: 113-358 (81 amino acids)
Source: RefSeq, a predicted model, not a curated record